Staurois parvus is the source of this 330-nucleotide messenger RNA. NCBI's taxonomy places the organism in Eukaryota, Metazoa, Chordata, Amphibia, Anura, Ranidae. The record is from the annotation of a GenBank genome assembly.
AGACCUGAAAGUGGCACAUGGCAGAGUGUGGCGAUGGAGACAGCAGCAAUGGGAGGCCGUACAGGGACCCAUGAGAGACUCUGGACCUGGCAGCAGCAUGAGGAGGCGGUAUAUAGGGGCCCAUGGCAGAUUAGGGGCCUGGCAGCAGCUAUGGGAGGCCCAGACUGUGGGACCCAUGAGAGACUCCUGGCAGCAGCAUGAGGAGGCGGUAUAGGGGCCCAUGGCAGAUUAGGGCUGGCAGCAGCUAUGGGAGGCCCGUAAUCUGCCAGCACCCUAUGUCAAAAAAUUCAACACACCAGCAGUGUGUGAGGAGACCUGAAAGUGGCACAU